AUGUCACUAAUAAAUGAACUUACGCUUACAGAUAUCAAACAACAGUUAAAAGAAUCUUCAAAAUUAUUGAGUCCGUAUAAAGAUAUAUCAGAUGAGUUAGAAACUUUACUUAUUUGGCUUGAUCCUAAUGACCCAAACAGUAAUCAUCAUUUACAUCCUCCAACAUUACAACUUAAAACUAUUAUUAAACAAAUAACUCCAAGUUCAGAUAUUUAUAAAGACCCUUCAAAUUCUAUUAAAAAUAAUAUUCAAAACUGGUUAAAAUUAUUUUAUGUUUAUCAAGUUAGAACAUAUUUUUUUAAAAAAAUAGAUAAUAUUAGACAAUAUAAAGAUAUGAUCAAACUUGAGAAAUAUUAUCAAUUCCCACUUCAAUUUAUCCCACUUUUCACAUUUCAAGAAUGGUGUUUUGAAUUACUGUCAUUACGGCACUAUAUAUUACAUCAAAAUAAAGAAUUCACACAAAAAAUUAUAUUAGAACUCAGACAAUUAAUAAAAGAAGAAGAUUUUGAAACUUCUUUAGAUAUAGUCACUUGGAUUAGAGAAGUUGAUUCUAAUUUAUUAUCUGAGAAUUUCAUAUUAGAUAUUUUAUUGGAGAAAAUAACUUUAUAUUGUGAACAGACAAUGAAAGGAAAUUGGACUCGAAGAUAUCUUGUUAUGGAGACUUAUAAUACCUUUAUGAUGAAUUAUUGGUUAAAUUUUACACAAUUAUUAAAUUGUAAAGAAGAUAAUCAUAAGAUUACAAAUAUUUUAUUCAAAUAUUUUGAAAAGCAAUUUAUAAAAAUUCGAAUCCAAGAAAUAUUCAAGAUUUGUAUAUUAUCCUAUCCUGAUACUAAACCUACAUUAUUAGAGCUUCGAAACUUACUUGUCACAUAUAAUUUUUUCCAAAAAUUAGUAGUGAAUUUUUUAAGUGCUUUUGAAAGAAUUGUAUUAACCCCUACAAUAAAUACUAUUGAUUGCCUCUUGGCAUAUAUUCGUACCGUAAAAUCAUUUCAAAUAUUAGAUCCAUCUGGUAGAUAUCUUUAUUCUAUAACGAAUUAUAUUAAUCCUCAUUUUAGAGAAAGAAAAAUGUUGGCUCCAAUUUUAUUACAUGCAAUCUUAGCUUUACCAAAGAUAGAUUUGGAGAAUGCCAUAUACCCAAUAAAAGUUAGUAGUAUUUCAUUAAAACUUAUUAUUAACGAGUUAGAGGACCCUGAACUUGGUAUCGAAAAUACAUCAACUAAGAAAAAUUCAAUUAAGAAAUUUAAUGAAAUUCUGAGUCCGAAGAGAUUUAAUAAUCAUAAUAGCUCUGAAUAUCUACCAGAUUUAUUACAAAAUACUUCUUCUGAGGAUAGUAAUUCCACUUUAUUAGUACAAAAAGUGGUCAAACAAUUUUUAACUUGGGUACCUAUACCAAAUGAUAUUGCAACUAAUGAUACCAAGAAACUAUAUUCUUCAACAAAUUUACUAGAUAUACUACUAAAUAUUUUUGAGUCAAAAGAAUUUUUAUUAACCGAAUUUAGUAAAUUAUUAAGUAAACGCUUAUUAAUAACCAAAAAUUAUAAAUUAGAAGGCAAGUGGGGCGCUUGCUUACAAUUACUUCGGAAGAGAUUUAGUUCAGGAUCAGAUAAUUAUACAAAUACCAAUUUAGCAGAUACUGACAAUUUGGUCAACGGCGAGAAUUUAAAGAUCACCAAUAUGAAUGUUAUGUUAUCCGAUUUAAAUUAUAGUAGUGAACUUUGUAAGAUAUUCCAUCAUGCCAAUGGGGUAAACACGAGGGUAUACCCCAAGUUCAUAUCAUCUCACUAUUGGGUAGAUCUUGAUGACGAAAAUGUAUCGAAUGGUCCAAAUGAGGAGACAAAUCAUUUUCAAAUCCCACCUUCCCUAUUAGGCUAUUUUGAAGAAUAUGCUAAAUUAUAUGAGGACUUGAAUGAAGGUAGAAAAGUAGACAUAUGGCCCAAUGAAGGUGUUAUAGAGAUUAAGUUGAGCUUUGAAGAUGGGCGUGUUCUAGAGAUAGAUGCCACUUUACCACAAUAUGCAUUAUUGCAAUAUAUACAGGAGAAAAAUGCCAUUAUGCAGAACAAUCAGGGAUUCACUGUUAAUGAAUUAUCAGUACCACUGAACUUAUCAUUACAAAAUGUGACGGAGCUUGUAGAUUUCUGGCUGAAAAAGAAUGUUUUAAAGAAAGUUGAUGACAAGUAUAGUAUUUUAGAAUACAAAUAA
Molecule: messenger RNA, 2199 nt
Organism: Henningerozyma blattae CBS 6284
Lineage: Eukaryota; Fungi; Ascomycota; Saccharomycetes; Saccharomycetales; Saccharomycetaceae
Gene: APC2
Product: anaphase promoting complex subunit 2
Exons: 1
Coding region: 1-2199 (732 amino acids)
Cellular component (GO): anaphase-promoting complex
Source: RefSeq, a predicted model, not a curated record